Messenger RNA from Linum trigynum, 216 nucleotides. The record is from the annotation of a GenBank genome assembly. Lineage: Eukaryota; Viridiplantae; Streptophyta; Magnoliopsida; Malpighiales; Linaceae.
AUGUGGACUCGGCGGAGAACUGCAUUUGACUGGCUCGAGGGUAGGGAUGUGUUGGCUUGGAACUCUGUUCCAUCAAGUGACGAGUUUUUGGCCGUCUCUCUGCUAACCAUGCACAUGAGUGGUCAAAUGAAAAGUGAUGGCAUCGUUCUCUUCACAGAACUCUCUGGCCUUAGACGUACUAUAUAUCUUCUGGGCUGCAUUGAUUGCAGGGCUUAA